Messenger RNA from Lucilia cuprina (Australian sheep blowfly), 1976 nucleotides. Its product is annotated as myb-like protein X. Gene Ontology annotation, biological process: regulation of transcription by RNA polymerase II. Bases 1 to 1782 code for a protein of 593 amino acids. NCBI's taxonomy places the organism in Eukaryota, Metazoa, Arthropoda, Insecta, Diptera, Calliphoridae. Gene Ontology annotation, molecular function: DNA-binding transcription factor activity, RNA polymerase II-specific; sequence-specific DNA binding; zinc ion binding. The record is from RefSeq and is a predicted model, not a curated record. Gene Ontology annotation, cellular component: nucleus. The transcript has 2 exons.
AUGAUACUUGUUGAUUCUUUAUCGGGUGUUUGCUGUACAAAAAAGGUGUCUGGGAUUUUUUAUAAACGGUAUUAUUUUUACUAUUUACAGAACACUGAUCUUGAAAAUUUAAACGCAAAACUGGCGGAAACAACGAAAAUAUUAGAUUAUACACCGGUAGAGAAGCCAACAGAGUUACUAACGUCAUUACAAAAAGAAAAUCAGGAAAAAGCUGUAGCAGAAGAACUUGCAAACAAGGCAUUAGAAGAUGAAAAUAAGAAAAAACAAGAUGAAAAAAAUAACGAAAAUGAAGAAGUCGAAGAUGAAGUUGAGGAAACAGAAGAUAAAAAUAAUGAAGAUAAUGAAGAUAAAGACAAUGAUGAAGACGAGGAUGAAGAAAUUGUAGAAGAUGUGGAGGCAGAAGAUGUGGAACCUGAUGACGAAGAAAUAGAAGAAGUAGAGGAUGUCGAGGAUGUGGAGGAUGAAGUUGAAGAAGAAAUCAUACCCGAUGAAGUAAUUGUGCCAGAGAAUUCAAUAGAUAAAAUAAAAGAAUUAAAAUCAGCUGAUAAAGAUGAGGAGGAAGAAGGGGAAGAAGACGAGGAAGAAGAAGGCAAAGACAAGGAAGGAGAUGAUAAUGAAGAUAAGGAUAAAGAUGACAAUGAAAAUGAUGAAGACUCUCAGAAUAAUGAAGACGAUGAGUCAGAAGGGCCCUCUAGUUCACUGCGUGCCUCUAGAAGGCAGGAAGAAGAGGUUGAUGAAAAUCAGUGUCGCGUAUGUUGUACUAAAGACAAUUUAGUUAGUAUCUUCAAAAAGCUAGAAGAACGUACUGUUGCCGAAAUGUUAAUGACCAUAUGCCCCUCGGUAUCUAUAGCUAUUAAAGACUUCUUGCCACAAUACAUCUGCAAUACCUGCUGCGAUAAUGUGGCCAUUGCCAUAAAACUCAAAAACCAGUGUGAAACUACCGAAAAGGAAUUAAGAAAGAAAUUGUCCCGUCACAAGAAUAAAAUACGUAGACCGGUGGGUUAUGUGGUGAUCGAUGCACCAUUGGAUUCUGAUCCUCCCACAGAUGAAGAGCAAGCCAACGAUGAAGAAUUCAAGGUAUCGGAUAUAGCGAGUGUAACACCUAGUGAAGAUUCGGAGACCUCUGAUUUCAGCGACAGUAAGAAAAAGAAAACUCGAGGACGCAAACGCCGUAAAUCGGCUGUGGUUACACCCACAGAUGGUAAAAGAUCAAAAAAUAAAAGUAGAUCCGAUGAUGAUGACUCUUCCGAUGAGAAUGAUGAUGAUGGUGAUCCUAUUAAGCAAAAGCGCAAACGUUCUAGCAACUCUUCGCCGGAAAAUUUCGCCUGCAAUGAAUGUGAUCAAACAUUCUCACGCAAACAAUCAUUGGUCCUACACAAAAGACAACACGUCUACGAUCGAGGCGAACCCAUUAAGUGUGAGGUGUGUGGUAAAAAGUUUAAAAUCAAAGGAGCCUAUCGCACUCACUUGGAAAAACAUCGCGAAGAGAGGCGAGCCAAUAAAUGUAAUCAGUGUUCCAGACGUUUCACUAACAGUUCCGAUCUUAAACGUCACAUAGCCGAGGACCACAGAGAGAAAACUAUAUUGCCUACAUGCUCAAAAUGUAAUCGAACCUUUUCUUCGGCCGGCCGUCUGCAGCGUCAUAAGCAGAAUGUUUGUUCGGCUAGUGACUCGAGUAAAUAUAAAAAAUCCGAAUCGCAUGGUUUUGCUGUGGGUACAGAUCUAUUUAAGGCAGUCGCGCCACUGCAGACAACCUAUUGGAGUGACAGCUUCUCCGAUUAAGUGCAAGUUGAUGGCAACUGGAGUAGUUUGGUUUUACAAAUGACAUGAUGUGUGAAUAAUAAUAAUGAUGAUGGUGAUGAGAUGUUCUUUUUUUAUAGAAACGUAACAUUAAUUUUACAGUAUUGGCUUAAGUAAUUAUAAAAAGCUUUUUUUCGAAAUAAAAGAAAAUCCGUAAUUAAGAUUUUUGAGUGCAA